Messenger RNA from Stegostoma tigrinum, 4069 nucleotides. RefSeq names its product Rac/Cdc42 guanine nucleotide exchange factor (GEF) 6 (gene arhgef6). The transcript has 22 exons. The record is from RefSeq and is a predicted model, not a curated record. The coding region runs from base 115 to 2490 and encodes 791 amino acids. NCBI's taxonomy places the organism in Eukaryota, Metazoa, Chordata, Chondrichthyes, Orectolobiformes, Stegostomatidae. Gene Ontology annotation, molecular function: protein binding; guanyl-nucleotide exchange factor activity.
GCAGGGCUGGGCUGAGACGGAAAAGGAAGGAGUUCUUUCGCAGUUUGUUUUGUUGCGGACCGACGGGCGAGUGUGGGGCCGGCUGCAGCCCCCCUACAGCAGCCAGAGUGUAACAUGACCCCCGCGGAGCAGAAUGUAACCUGGCUCAUCUCCCUUGGGGUGCUGGAGUCCCCCAAAAAAACCAUCUCGGAUCCGGAAGAGUUCCUCCUGGGCGCCCUGCGGGACGGGCUGGUUCUCUGUAAACUCAUCGAGCGCUUAGUGCCCGGCUCCGUGGACAAGGUGUGUCCGGAACCGAGGACCGAGAGUGAGAGCUGCUCCAAUAUCCGCGAGUUCCUGAGGGGCUGCUCGGCGCUUCACCUGGAGCAAACAUUUGAUGUCAAUGACCUGUACAAAGGACUGAACUUCAACAAAGUUUUGAGCACCCUUUCAGCAAUUAACAAGGCCACUGAAGAACGAGGAAGGACAUGUUCAUCUGUCUCGUCCCAUCACAGUAAUUCUGCCACUUCUAUCAGCAGUUCCCAAGCACCUGCAUCAAAAGCAUCCAGAGCUCUGCGGAGACCAUCAAAAAACCUGGAGAUGACGGAAAAUGGGAGCCAUCAGCUGGUGGUGAAAGCCAAAUUUAAUUUCAAGCAGACCAAUGAAGAUGAGCUUUCCUUUUCAAAAGGCGACAUUCUUUAUGUAACGCGAGUUGAAGAUGGAGGAUGGUGGGAAGGCUCACUGAAAGGAAAGUCAGGCUGGUUCCCUAGCAACUAUGUGAGGGAGAUAAAACCAAGUGAUAAGCCACUUUCCCCCAAAUCUCUCAAAGGAUUUGAGACACCUUCAGCUACAAAGAAUUAUUACAGUUUGGUUGUACAGAAUAUUUUGGACAAUGAACGAGACUAUGCAAAGGAGUUACAGGUCUUGCUCAACACAUACCUGCGGUCAUUGCAGGCCAAUGACAAAUUAUCUGCUGCUGAUAUUGGGGCAUUGAAAGGGAAUCUGGAGGAAAUCUGCUCAUUUCAGCAAACGCUCUACCAGACUUUGGAGGAAUGUACAAAGUUACCAGAUUCCCAGCAGAAGGUUGGUGGUUGCUUCCUUAAUCUCAUGCCCCAGAUGAAGUCACUAUAUCUCACAUACUGUGCCAACCACCCAUCCGCUGUCAACGUGCUCACACAACACAGUGAGGAGUUGGAUAAAUUUAUGGAAAGACAAGGAGCGAGCAGCCCCGGCAUUCUGAUCUUAACGACGAGCCUCAGCAAACCGUUUUUAAGACUAGACAAGUAUCCAGCAUUACUCCAGGAACUGGAACGACACAUGGAGGAAUCCCAUCCUGAUUAUCCGGACAUUUUAAAAGGAAUGACAGCAUUCAAAAAUUUAGUGUCUCAAUGUCAGGAACUGCGAAAGAGGAAGCAACUCGAGCUACAGAUAUUGUCUGAGCAAAUUCAGGGCUGGGAGGGUGAAGACAUCAAGACCCUUGGAAGCGUCAUUUACAUGUCCCAGGUCAUGGUGCAGUGUGGAGCAAGUGAGGAGAAGGAUGAAAGGUACUUCAUGUUGUUCCCAACGGUGCUGCUCAUGCUGUCUGCUAGCCCACGGAUGAGUGGCUUCAUUUAUCAGGGAAAGUUGCCAUUGACAGGAAUGACAGUAACCAAGUUAGAGGGAACGGAAAACUUCCACAAUGCCUUCGAAAUUACAGGUAACAUGAUCGAACGGAUUCAGGUGUCCUGUAAUAACAGCCAGGAGCUACAUGACUGGGUGGAAAAUCUACUGAUGUUAACCAAAGGCACAGUCCCUGGGAAUGCAAACACAAAACCAGUACCUGCCACAUCACAGCCACAGCACUCGGAGAGUAAGCAGCCGCCAGCGACUCCGUCACAUCAGCCUCUUGCUUAUUCACCUCCACCGUCCUACAGCACAACUGGACAAAACCGCGGACUCUUGGAACCUCCCAAAAUCCCCAGGGCUUGGACUCUGAGCUGCCUGAGACCUGCGCCCCCGCUAAGGCCUUCAGCUGCGUUAGGUUGUAAGGAGAGGAUGUCUUAUAUUUUAAAGGAUUCUAGUAAGAGCCCCAAAGCAGUGAAGAAGUUCUUAACCAAGAGGAAGACAGAACGUAAAACAUCUGAAGAUGAGUUCAUUCUGCGGAAAAGUACAGCAGCCUUGGAAGAAGAUGCACAGAUACUCAAAGUCAUAGAGGCUUAUUGCACAAGUGCAAACAUACAGCAGACUCAUAGCUCAGUUUGUCGGAAGGAGUCAGCACCACAGGUACUGCUCCCAGAAGAAGAGAAAAUAAUUGUGGAGGAAACAAAGAGCAACGGGCAAACUGUCAUCGAGGAGAAGAGUCUUGUCGACACAGUUUAUGCGUUGAAAGAUGAAGUUCAGGAGCUAAAACAGGAAAAUAAACGGAUGAAACAAAGUCUGGAGGAGGAACAGAAAUCUAGGAAAGAGUUGGAGAAAAUGAUCCGGAAGGUUCUGAAACAGUUGAAUGAAUCUGCGUGGGACGAGGGUAACCACUAGAAGCAGCUAGCCAGCAGCUAGUUCUCUACACGGCUUCAAGCAGUGGCAGCCCUGACCGUACUGCUACAAGGAAUUCUUUGAAAUUCUCAGUCACACUGGGGUCAUUUUUGUUUUUUUAUUUGGCCUGUGAUUCCUCCAGAGGAGCAGGCAAUUGAGGGACAGCAAACCUGACACCUGUUUUGGAAGGACUAGAGCAGGGCAUAAGGAAACGUGCAGGCUCUGGGGAGAGAGCGCAGCAGCAGCGAAAACUGAGAAAUGGUACAGCUUCCCAGCACACAGCCGCCUCGUGCUGUCUCAGAGCUAUUCCCAACUCGGGCAAGGAAAGGUGCCUGCAGUAACUACUUCAUUAUCAAUAAAUGGAUGGUUUUGUGUCCUCUAACCAGCACUCUAGUAUUUGACUGCUGCACCAGCACAGGAUGCUCAAUCGUGGGCACAGCUGAAAAUCACAGACUCCUUUUUAAGUUUCCUUUGUUUUUGUAUCGGGCCAUGACCAAAUCAUAGCCUCCCUUGUUACUGGACCUUAAGCUGCAUAUUUGUAUUUUCUGGGUAUAACUAUGGUUUUUUGAAAUGGCCCAGUCUGUCUCGCUGAUUUAUUUAUGUUUUGCUGUAUUAAACUACUCCCCCCAACCCCCGAACAUUGUCACCGUGCAGAGUCCGUGUGGUGGGUACAGCCUCGAUUAUGGCACUGCAUCUAAUGCAUGUGAAACGUCUGCCUGUGCCUUUGACAGAUGCCCUUUUGGAGUACAGCGUGUGUACAUAUUCAGCUCACCUUUAUAAACUGGCUCUAGCUUGAGCCUUCCUGUAUAUUACAGGAUUGUGUUUAAUAAUGUAUAAAAGGAUACAGGCAGCUUAUCUCUCCUGCUGUUGUGGAACAAAGCAGGUAUUACUAGUCAGCGUUGACUGAGUCUCUUAGUCAUGAGAUGUCCACCGUGACAGACCCUACAGUAGGAGUUAAUGACGCAUGCACAAACUUAGUUUCUCAUGAGUUAAGUGAUGCCUAGGAAUGAAUGCAGGAUAACAGGCAUCUGAUUGUGGGCUGUGUACACAGUGUAACAGAGCACAUUUUGGAGUAUUUGCAGCGUGACUGAAACCAGACUCAAAACCUGAACAAAGAGGGAGUGGAAUUUAGGAGGAAGUCACUUCAGAUCAGACUGACAGCCAUUGGUCAGAUCAGCUUCUCACCAGCAAUGAGCAGGGAGUGUGGCUCCUCACUACAAACAUCAUGUGCGUCCCUCUGUACGUCCAACUGGCAAAGGUCCCCAAAUUUCCUCUGUAGACUUUUAUUUCGGAAUUCAGAUGAAAUAUUUUGGGAACUGACACAGCUGUGUUCUCCUGGAGGUGCCUAUAUGUGUUUGGAAGCCCUUACGCCCAGCACACAUCCAUCAAGUAGGAAAUCUUUUUGUAAAUGCAAUUUUUUAAAAUAAAACCUGAAUAUCGAGCCUUCCUUCGGCUGUACCUUAUAAAUAAAUAGCUCCUCUAUUUUGGCAAGAUCUCUCAACACUCCAUGAUUUAUGAAAUACUUCUGUUGACUGGAAUUUUUUUGCUGUUGGCUUCAAAACAAUUAAAUUGAUUUUCUGAA